This is a messenger RNA of Patella vulgata (common limpet), 1449 nucleotides long. RefSeq names its product protein HEXIM1. The transcript has a single exon. Gene Ontology annotation, cellular component: nucleoplasm; cytoplasm; nucleus. The record is from RefSeq and is a predicted model, not a curated record. Lineage: Eukaryota; Metazoa; Mollusca; Gastropoda; Patellidae. Bases 103 to 1014 code for a protein of 303 amino acids. Gene Ontology annotation, biological process: negative regulation of transcription by RNA polymerase II; negative regulation of cyclin-dependent protein serine/threonine kinase activity. Gene Ontology annotation, molecular function: cyclin-dependent protein serine/threonine kinase inhibitor activity; 7SK snRNA binding.
AUGCUUGGUGUUAUAAAAAGUGUUGGCAAGCCACGCGCUCUUAUUACCGAGAAACUUCACAGAGGGAAGCACGUUUGUUGAAGUUCUCUAUUAUAAAGUAUUAUGUUAAAUAUUAUUUGUAAUCACAGCAUAAUGGAAUCAACAUUUAAAAAGAAAACACGGAGAGGAAAGCGAAGUGGUCGGAAGACGAGAAUUGCAUUGUUUCAGAAUCAGAAAGAAAACCAGGGCAACUGUGAAAAGGGUGCAAACAACAAUGUGAAUGGUAAAUAUUUUGAUUCCCUUGGAAAUGGCUGUGUAACUGUAAACUGUGAUAAUAAUGGCGGCGCACCAAGCAAUGGUAUAGAGAAGCAGUGGGACAGACUCGGAUUCGUUGAGAGCGAUCUUGUUUCAACUGUAGUUCACAAACCAGUUGUUCAUUUUAGAUCUAAUCGUUGUUCAUUUAUCCGACCACGAUACAGUCCUAAAGCUCCACACAAUUCAACUCAGUUUUUAAUGGGAGACCACGAAAGCUUGAUGUGCAGAAAUGACGAUGAUGUUGAAUUUUAUGAACCAUCAUAUCCAGAAAAGGACAAUUUUAUAAAUUAUCAAAUAGAAAAUAAUGAUUUUGAUUUAUCGAAUUACACAAAUGAAUUUUCUACUUCUAACUCAAACGGUAUUGAAGAUUUCGAUUUAUCAGACAAUUUUGAAACACGUAAUUUUGAUGAAGCAGAUUCUGUAAUGUUUAUGUUGAAUGACUUCAAUCAAAUGUACGAUUCAGUCCGGGUUGAACAAUUAUCAAGUUUAUCUAAAUGUGAACUUAUUGAUGCUGUCAAAAAACUUGAAAAUGAAGUGAAUAUAAGAGAAAAUAAACUUAUUCGUACACCAUCCAAAUCAUUAGGACUAACACCCAAAAAAUUAAGUAAUAGAAAAUUGAAUUCUAAUUUAAAAGACUUGUUAAGUGAAUUAGAUCAGUUAAAAUCUGAAAAUUUGAGUAUGAAAAAGGAAAUAGAAGACCUGCAGAAAAUGGAAAUUUAAUAGGAACUGAAUAAAAUAAUGUGACCAAUACCGUCCAGUAUUACAGUGACAGUGUAUCAAUGACACUCCCAGAGAAGGAAUCGGUCUGGUCGGCAGAGCAGCUCUAGAUAAUAGAUGGCAAAAGUCAAAGAUGGCACUGGAUAAUUUUUCAUAAUAAAUCAUAGUUUUAUGUUCCAUAAAUUAUACUUGUCAUGUAGUCUAAAUAAGAUUACAUGAAUCAUAUGUAAACUUCAUUAAUAUUAAAUUAUUUUAUAAAAAAUUAAAAUAUCACAUUUGUAAGAUUUUAUUCAGAAUAAUUGUUAUGAUGAAAUUAUUUUAUUAUUCAUAUUCUAUUUGUUAAAAUUUGAAGAAAAAUGAUCUAAAAUAAUUUAUGAUUAAUCAAAUAAUUUCAUGUAACAAUAUUCAUUUUGUUCAAGUUAAUAUUAUCAGAUUUAU